CAGAAAAAUACAAAUAUUUCAGGACUUGUCUCCAGUCCUCGAUAAUAAAUUAUUUAUCUGCCUCUUGGCCCAACAGAGCAAACACUGCCUGUACUGCACCGGCAUCUCAGAGUGCAGUGGAAACAAUGUUGUCUGAAUACCAUGCAACCAUGGCGAUCACAGAAGAUGAACAUCCCAAGAGUGGUGUGUACAGAAAGCCACGCAAGGGCAAUGUAUCGUGUGCUAGAAUGUUAAAUCCACAGUGGGUGCAGGAGAACUCCAAUGGAAUGCAGAGUUGACACUGUGGACACUGUUGACUCACUCCCCAAAUAAAAGACAACAGUCUAGCCUAUAAGAGACCCCUCACUGAGACCUAACACUUCGUGCUCCUGAGGAAGCAGCGAUACAGGAUCUUUCCUGGAAGCCAAUCUGAGGACACAUCCAUCUCAACAUCAAGCUAUGCAAUGGGUGGCGUCAAAAGAAACUUUCUUCUGUACACAUUGUGCUGCUGUUAUGUGAUCCCACAGUAUCUUUGCACAGGACUUCAUUCUCAGACUGUGCGGUUUUCAUCUCAAGUUGGUUUACAGCUGGAGCAGCAGUCCAUGUGCCCUCAGAUUAACGUUGGGGAGGAUCGUUUCCCAGGAUUUUAUAUUAUGUCCCAGUUCCACAUUGCUGAGCUGGCAAGACGAGGCACUGUUAAAAAAGUUGUUGGAUCAUCUCCUCAACAUGUUGCUUAUCAAAUAGGCCCAGCAUUCAACUUCAGAAUCAACACAAGGUCAGCUUAUCCUCUGGGGCUGCCAGAAGAGUUUGCUUUUGUGGCCGUGUUGCGCAUGAGUGCCAGCACCAUUAACAAAAACUGGAAUAUUUGGCAAUUGCAGGGUGUGAAUGGUAACGAGCAACUGGCCAUCAGACUCAACGGGGAGUCCAAGUCUCUGGAGUUUACCUUCACAGCUGUGGACAGUGUGAGGCAGACUGUUGUUUUUGGCCCCUUGACUUUACUUUUCAAUGAUCAGUGGCACAGAGUGCUGCUGGAUGUCAGCAGACACUCUGUUACCCUCUUUGUGGACUGCGCCAUGGUCGGGUCUCAGAGCAUUCCACCCAGGGUAAAAGUCAGUCUGGAUGGCUUCACAUUGAUUGGAAAACUCAAGGACAACCCAGUGAUGGCAACUCUGGUAUGUUUGCAAGGUUAUAGCAUCAAGAACAGCUUAAGCAACUCAUAAUACCCAGAAUCAGCCAAAAGAUUCAAGUAAUAUUUAAGUGUUUUAUGUUUAAGGUUAUAGUACCUUCACUACAUUCAACAAUUAGGAUCAUUAUAAAUGUCGAUUAUGUUAAAAUCUUAUCUGUUAGUUAAUUAAUAUUCAUCAUUAAAAAAAAAUACUGUUAUUGCUAGACAGCCUUUUUUCCUCCAUAUAUGGAAUGUUUUCUUUCUUCCCCAGAGAAGGGAAGAAAAUUCUACACUCUGAUCCUAAUUAUACAUGUGAUUGCUAUGAGCAGACUUUCAAGGCUUGGGAAUCCCUGUCAUUUCUCACCAUGUUGUUUUGUUUGUGUGUGUGUGUGUGUGUGUGUGUACUGUGUGUAUUUGUUACCUCGUAAGUAAAUUUUUUGGCAUAAAAACACCUAAUGAGGCAUAAACUAUACUUCAACUGAAGACCUGGUUCAUGAAUGAUUUGUUUAUGCUUUAUAAAUAAAUGGAAGUCAAUAGGAAUCCUUAGAAGGACUUUCUUUCGUCAUGGGAUUGACAACUUUAUCAUCACCUAUCACUGUGGGGACAUUUUGUCUGGUCCCCACAAGAUUAAAGGGCUUUUUCAGGGUAUAAUUUUUAUUGUACUAGUUUUGUCCAAAGGGUUUGAGUCUUAAAUAAAUAAUAAUA
Molecule: messenger RNA, 1849 nt
Organism: Solea senegalensis (Senegalese sole)
Lineage: Eukaryota; Metazoa; Chordata; Actinopteri; Pleuronectiformes; Soleidae
Product: collagen alpha-1(IX) chain-like
Exons: 5
Coding region: 444-1199 (251 amino acids)
Source: RefSeq, a predicted model, not a curated record